Homarus americanus (American lobster) is the source of this 1221-nucleotide messenger RNA. RefSeq names its product basic salivary proline-rich protein 3-like. The record is from RefSeq and is a predicted model, not a curated record. Lineage: Eukaryota; Metazoa; Arthropoda; Malacostraca; Decapoda; Nephropidae. The transcript has 3 exons. Bases 1 to 1221 code for a protein of 406 amino acids.
AUGGGCAGGGACCCUGCCAGGGACGUUGGCGCCACCAGGGGCUCUCCCAGGAUUAGCAGCACUCUCAAGAGCCCUACCAGGGCCGGUGGCGCUCCCAGGGCCCCUUCCAGGGGCCCUCCCACAGACGAAAGCUCCCCCAAAGGCCCACUCAGGGAUUCGGGCACCCACAGGAGCCCUCCAAUGGGCGCUGGGACCCGCAGGGUCUCUCCCAGGGACAGAGGCACUCCCAGAGGCCAUCCAAGGGAAGAAGGCGCUACCAGGGGCCAUACCAGGGGCGGCGGAGCCCCCAGGGACCUUCCUAGUGACGGCAGCGCUCCCGGGUACCCUCCCAAGGGCGACCUCGGCAACAGGGGCCCUCCAGAGGACGGCAGUUUCUCCAGGGCCCCUACAAAAAGCGGCGGGGCCCCCAACGACCAACCCAGGGGCGACGGUGCACCUAGGGACCCUCCCUGGGACGGUGGCGCCACCAUGGACCCUUCCAGGAGCAGCGACGUCCCCAGGGACCCUACCAAGUGCCCCCAUGGGAUCAUCGCAUGCUUGCACAAAAACUACUGCACCCAGGGGCCCUACUGCUCUGGUGCUCCCAUUAGCCCUCCCAGGGCAGACGGGGAUCCUAGGGACUAUCCCAAGGGCGGCGGCAGCAAUUGGGUCCCUGCCAGGGACAGUGGUGUCCUCAGGGACCAUUCCAGGGGCGGUAGCUCCCCCAGAGACCAUCCGAGGGGCUUAGAGGCCACCAGCGACCAACCCAGUACCGACGGUUCACCUAGGGACCCUCCCUGGAACGGUAGCGCCCCCAUGGACCCUUCCAGGAGCAGCGACUUCCCCAUGGACCCUACCAAGUGUCCCCAGGGGAUCAUCGCAUGCUUGGGGCCCUACUGCUCAGUCAUUCCCAGAGGCCCUUCUAUUGGCGACGGUGACCCUUGGGACCCUGACAAGGGCGGUGGUGCCCCCAGGGACCAUCCCAGGGCGGUGGGGCCCAUAGGGACACAUCCCAUGAACUCGCUCUGGGACAGCGGGGAUCCCAAGGGUCGUAACAGGAAAGGCGUUGCUCUCAGGGUCCCCCUCAUGGGCGGUGGUGCUCCCAGAAGCAAUGCCAGGGACAGUGCCGCCACCAGGGCCUCUCCCCAUGCCAGCAGCACUCCCAGGGGACCUGCCAGGGGCACUGGCGCUCUCCCAGGAGCCUUCCCAUGGACACCCGAUCACCAGGGGCUGUCACAGUGA